AAAUGGGUUUGACCCAGGGAAUCACCGGGAGAGGCGAGGAGGACGAGAAGAUUGUGAUGACUAGGUAGGCUAUGAGAGCGGGGUGAACCCGAGCGAAAAGAGGGUAACUGGUCUUGCUGCCGACUGCCGAGCAUCGCCGAUUGGCUCACUGAAUUCUUCGAGUCUGGGGGCACCAGAAAAGUCACGUACACACUUGCCAACGUGUGCAGUUCUAGAAGCUGCGUCGCUGUAAGUAGCAACAGUACCUUGAUGAAGACAGUUAUCACAAUGCAUUUCAGUAUCAAGUGUGUGGUUGUCUUGUUGACACAAUUUGUGAGCGUGUUGCGAGGUGAACUUUUCACCUCAAAUGCUCACUUGCAAACAGCCCUCUAUGCAGAAAAGGAUAUUGCUUCAUUAUUGAAUUCAUACGUGGAGCAGGAACAGAUGAGACUGGAUAAAAUAAAAAAGCUGGCAGAUGACUACGACACUCAUAGCAACACAGCGCUAGAGAACAUCGACAGUUACCUAGGCAACCCGGUCAACGCGUUCCUGCUGAUCAAACGCUUCACGCUGGAUUGGGACCGCGAUGUCCUGCCCGUCGUCUCCAACAACUCGUGGGAUUCGAUGUUCCGCGAGAUAGAGCAGGCCCGCACUGACCUGCCCUCCUACGAGGACCUGAAGGGCGCGGCCUCGGCGCUCAUGAGGCUACAGGACACUUACUUGUUGGACACAUCAAAGGUCGCCCAUGGCAACCUGGGCGGGGUCAAGUCGCCAGAACUAACAGCCGAGGACUGCUUCGAGCUGGGCCGCAUCUGUUACAACGAGGGCGACUUCUACCACACCAAGCUGUGGAUGCAGCAGGCCUUGGUGGAGAGGGAGGUGCAGGAUGAGAAGAUGAAACAGGAGGAGGAGGCGGAGGCGGAGGAGGAAGAUUUGGUCCCUGGUGGAAAGAUUAUGGGAGAGGAGGAGGAUAUGGAGGACAUGGAGGACGAUAACUCGCUAAAAAAGAAGCGCGGGAGAGCGGAAAUGAUCGACUUCUUGGCGUUCGCACAUUAUAAGUCGUCGUGGAUGUGUCUGCUGUCCGAAUGCCCUCCCGCCGAGUGCUUCCUGCUGGGCCGACUGAGCUACGUGGACCAAGACUUCUACCACUCCAGUCUGUGGAUGCAGGCGGCGCUGGAGAAGGAAGGGGAGGAGAAGCUCAAGACGGUGAAACGGAUGGACGCUUUAGACUACCUCAGCUACAGCAAGGGAGUGCUCGGAGAUGUGACCCAAGCCUUGGAACUGACCAAUGAGCUGCUUAAGAUAGACCCCAAUCACGAGCGUGCCGUCAACAACAAGCGUUACUUCGAGGUCAUGCUGAGGGACCCCAAGCGUAAAGUCCCCGACCAGGAGCGUCCCGGCUAUCAGCUCAACAGAGACGAGUACCGCAACUCUAAGGAGUUCCUCACUUACGAGGCUCUGUGCCGCGAUGAGAUCACCACGCGUCCCAAGCACAGGCUGACGUGCCAGUACAGAACCAUCAACCACCCCAUACUGCUGCUGCAGCCAGCCAAAGAGGAGACUGUGCACUUUGACCCCUGGGUGGUGGUCUACCACGACGUGGUCAGCGACCAGGAGAUCCGCCAGAUCAAGCAGCUGGCUACACCAAGGUUGAACCGCGCCACUGUCCAAAAUGCCAAGACUGGUGCCCUGGAGACUGCAAGCUACAGAAUCAGCAAAAGUGCCUGGCUGAAGGGUGAGGAUCAUCCUGUGGUGGAGAAGCUCAAUCAACGCAUGCAAGCCAUCACCGGCCUUGACAUGGACACAGCAGAAGAACUACAGAUUGCCAACUAUGGGUUAGGGGGUCACUAUGAGCCACAUUUUGAUUUUGCUAGGAAAGAAGAAAAAGAUGCUUUCAAGUCUCUUGGAACUGGAAACAGAAUUGCAACAUUUUUAAAUUAUAUGUCUGAUGUUGAAGCUGGUGGUGCUACAGUCUUCCCUUACAUUGGCCUGAAACUCUUUCCUAAAAAGGGUAAUGCAGCCUUCUGGUACAACCUGUACAAGAACGGGGACGGCAUCUACAACACCCGGCACGCCGCCUGCCCCGUGCUGGUGGGCACCAAGUGGGUGGCCAACAAGUGGAUCCAUGAGCGCGGCCAGGAGUUCCGCAGACCCUGCGCCACGGGCGAGGACGAAUGAGAGCAGGACCGGCUAGGCACACACAGCUAGUUUGCUCAACAUUGUGGCUUGCAAACUCCACCCUAUAGGUCCCAGGAAUGUACACAUGUGACGUUAACAAGGAAAAAUUAAAGUAGUACUCGAAGGAAAAAUUAAAGUAGCACUCGAAGGCAUUAAAAAAAAAAAGAAAAUUAAUUAGACAUAUUUUUGGGAGGUCAAAAGUAUACAAGCAGGAAAUACUUUUGAAGAAUUGGCAUCUAUUGUUAUGAGUUUAUUUGACAAGCUGGCUCAUUAGACCAAUACAUUUUGGAUUGUGUCAUGAUUUAAAAAAAAUAUCAACCAGGAUAAUGCAUUUAUUUAGAGUCAUGGUUUGUCGAGAAAAGAUGCGUACUGAUUUUGAGUGAAAAAUGUUGCAUUCCUAAAAGAUUUAAUAGAGAUAAAAUCUUUGUUGUCUUGAGGAAAAGUGAUCAAAAUUUUUCUUUAAAAUGAACUUAAAAUACUUUUUAAACAUCACAUAUUUUUUUGCUAAAAAGUCUAUGAUAAUGAGAACGCUAGAAAAAAAAUUGAAAGAUACUUAAACUACCAGCACUCCCAACUCUUAAGGUGGAGUUAAAGUAAGCGAGAAUGGUGAACUAUUUAUUUUAUGUUUAAUCAUUGUGUACAGUAUGAAAAAGGGUGAAAAAAAAAAAAAUUAAAAUCCGUGCACAGAUUUCCGUCCUCACACUUUAUGAAAUGUUCUUGUGAAAAAAAAAAA
This is a messenger RNA of Aplysia californica (California sea hare), 2890 nucleotides long. Its product is annotated as prolyl 4-hydroxylase subunit alpha-1. The transcript has 16 exons. The record is from RefSeq and is a predicted model, not a curated record. Gene Ontology annotation, biological process: peptidyl-proline hydroxylation to 4-hydroxy-L-proline. Gene Ontology annotation, cellular component: endoplasmic reticulum. NCBI's taxonomy places the organism in Eukaryota, Metazoa, Mollusca, Gastropoda, Aplysiida, Aplysiidae. Bases 250 to 2157 code for a protein of 635 amino acids. Gene Ontology annotation, molecular function: iron ion binding; procollagen-proline 4-dioxygenase activity; L-ascorbic acid binding.